AUGACUUACACUCAAUUGCUACCAUAUCUGAUUCAGAAUGGGACUGUUGUGCUAAGGGCAUUACCUCCAAUGCUGAAGCUGCAUAAGCCUUGGUAUGAUGAGAAUGCUAUAUGUGCCUUUCAUGCUAAUUCAGAGGGUCAUACAAUAGAGAAUUGCAAGGUGUUCAAGCUCCGGGUUCAAGAGUUGAUAGAUCAGAAAAUAUUGUCUUUUGCUGAUGUUCCAAAUAUGGGGAACAAUCCUUUGCCUAAACAUGAUGGUUCAGGUGUCAAUGCUAUAGAAAGUUCAACUGAUGAUGGAUUGAUAAAGGAUGUGUUCAAGUUGAAGACUCUUUUAAUAGUGGUCCAUGCUAGAUUGAUGGAAGCAGAAUUGAUGAAUGGAGUACAUGAUAAUUGUGUGGUGUGUUCGUCCAACCCUGAUCAGUGUGGUGAAUUUAAAAUUUAUCUUCAACGUUUGAUGGAUCAGCGGGUUAUUCAGUUCACUAGAGCAAAGAUUGAUGAGGACGUUGCUAUGAUUGUGCCUGUGUUUGAUCAAGAGAGGCUUCCCAAGCCUUUUGUGGUCCCUUAUCAGAGAAAUGUUGACCUAGAGCCAGUGAAGAAGAUUGAGCCCAUGGUUAUUUAUGUUCCCGCUCCAUUCUCAUUUGACAUAAUCUUGAAAGAGCCAGAUGUGACUAACAUCGCUGGAGCUAGUGGUGUGACUCGAAGUGGAAGGGUUUUCGCUCCUGAAGUGAUCCCAUACAAAGAAAGUGCACCAACAGUUGAACCAACGAAGGGGAAAGAGGUAAAUCCUCCAGAAGCAGGAGAAGGCUCAUCUAAGAAAGAAGUGACUGCUGAAGAGGAUAGAGAAUUCUUGAAAAUCAUCAAGAAGAGUGACUACAAGUUCUUGAACGAAGCUUAUAUGGCAAAAGACAUCAGUGUUAUUCAGUUUGAUAAUAUGGUUGCUAAUCUCAAUGCUAGUAGUUGUUUGAUGUUCACUGAUGAUGAUUUACCCCCUAAUGGGCGAGAACAUAAUAUGGCGCUUCAUAUCUCCAUUCAGUGUACAGAUGUUACUUUGGCUCGAGUACUGGUGGAUACAGGUUCAUCCUUGAACGUGUUACCUAAGACUACCCUGGCACAAUUGAAUAUUGAAGGGGUGCAGAUGAGACCCAGUGCUUUGAUAGUGAAAGCUUUUGAUGGGUCUAAGCGAACAGUUAUUGGGGAGAUUGACCUCCCAAUCCUGAUUGGUCCUUAA
This is a messenger RNA of Lathyrus oleraceus (garden pea), 1227 nucleotides long. RefSeq lists its product as uncharacterized. Gene Ontology annotation, biological process: proteolysis. The transcript has 3 exons. The record is from RefSeq and is a predicted model, not a curated record. NCBI's taxonomy places the organism in Eukaryota, Viridiplantae, Streptophyta, Magnoliopsida, Fabales, Fabaceae. Bases 1 to 1227 code for a protein of 408 amino acids. Gene Ontology annotation, molecular function: aspartic-type endopeptidase activity.